AUGCCAUCUGUGUACUGCCAUUACACAUACUGCGAGGCUGAGGCAGUGCCGGCCGGUGAAAAUGUCCUGACUGGCUUUUGCUACAGACAGAAACAUUGGUCCGCGUCUGGAGAGGCGCGGCUUGGCCUGAAAUGCCUCGGCGUGACGCCAACUCCGAACGGAAGUGCCACCGUUAGCAUCCAGUUUGUCUGGAUGCCUCAGCAGAAAGCCCCGCCUCGCGGCCAGCCAAAGACAUGGAUACGAGAAGACGCCUGGCGGCAACCGGUCUGCAUGGACGCUAGAGGGGGCGAGCAUUGGGUGGCGGACUGGCGUGAGCGACCACGAUAUGGCACUGCGCUGCGGCCCGGAACGGAGGACGCCAACAUCCCGGGCGCAGCCAUUCCCGUUGACCCUGGCAGCAAAGAUGGGAUCGUAGCAGCCGUCGAUGUGCGCACCGGCCGGCCCCUACGGUCGGGUGCGACCUUUUCUGUCUCUCUGCCCUUGCUAGUGGACGCAUACAACAUGAAGGCAAUGCUGGACCUUCAAUGGGCGUGCAUCAACAUUGCUUCCAUGUCUGGUGCCUCCGGAUCGGCUGACUUUCUGGCCGCCGACGAAUUCGACGACGCCUUUAGUGAGGGCCUUGUCGCCGCCGGGAUUGUGCCGUCUCUUGGUCCGUUGGGAGUGACGAGCAAGAAGCGGCCGAAGGAUCAGACGAAGCAGCCAUCUAUGAUUCCUAGGCCCAAGAAAUCAACCCCCGCCGCUAAAUCCCAGCUGGUGCUCCGCCCAAAGCUGGACCCGGCGCACGGAUCGGCCACUGCCAUCGUCAUUGCAGAGCAGCCAGGGGUCCCGAAGAGUAUGUCCGUCACCGUAACGGAGGUUUCCAUACCCGCUGCAAAAAAGGUGCAGCUCCCAUGGGUGCCGGCGCAACCGUGGAGUUAG
Molecule: messenger RNA, 918 nt
Organism: Grosmannia clavigera kw1407
Lineage: Eukaryota; Fungi; Ascomycota; Sordariomycetes; Ophiostomatales; Ophiostomataceae
Exons: 2
Coding region: 1-918 (305 amino acids)
Source: RefSeq, a predicted model, not a curated record